Molecule: messenger RNA, 1012 nt
Organism: Triticum urartu
Lineage: Eukaryota; Viridiplantae; Streptophyta; Magnoliopsida; Poales; Poaceae
Product: F-box/FBD/LRR-repeat protein At1g13570-like
Molecular function (GO): protein binding
Source: RefSeq, a predicted model, not a curated record
GCUGCAUUCUUUCUGGGCGGCCAUGGACGGUGGUGUGGCUGCCGCCGCUUCCGUAUCCAAGAAGACGAAGCAGUGGCUGAACAAUCAAGACCUCAUCAGCGACCUCCCUGACGAGAUCCUCGACAUCAUCAUCUCCCGCCUCCCCACCAAGCCAGCGCCGCGGACAGCCGUCCUCUCCUCCCGGUGGCGCCACCUCUGGCGCUCCGCCCCGCUCAACCUCGCCGUCGACCGCCGCCUCUCCGGGUGGGAGCGCGACCGCAUCGCCGUCGUCUCCAAGAUCCUCGCCGCACACGCUGGCCCUGUGCGCCGCCUCUCCCUCCACGACAUCGUCUGCCUCCGCCGCGGCAUCUAUACCAAGAUCGACCGCUGGUUCCGGUCCCCCACCCUGGAUGGCCUCGAGGAGCUCGACUUCACCUCCAACGGCUCUUACUACGGCGACGGCUACGGAGGCGACAGGCCACCGCGCCCGCUGCCGCCUUCGGCCCUCCGAUUCGCGCCCACGCUGCGCGUUGUCAGCAUCGAUUGCUGUGAUUUUCCUGAGAUUGAUGCUGCCCCUGCGCUCCUUUUCCCUCGGCUGAAACAACUUAAGCUGCACAAGAUCGCCAUCUCACAUGCGGCCAUCCACCGCCUGCUCGCCGGCUGCAUCGUGCUCCAGAGCCUGGAGCUUGGAUCGAUCCAUGGGCUCAACACUGUCUGGAUUGUCUCCCCGACUCUACGAAGUAUUGUUUUCUCUGUUUCUUACCAGUAUUACAGAGCAAAUGUGAUGCUUCAGAAGCUUGUCAUUGAGGACGCGCCAUGCCUUGAAAGAUUGAUCCCACUUGGGGAGGGCCCCAGGAUAAUCAAGGUCAUCUCUGCACCGAAACUGACGGUGGACUACUGCCUUUGAUAGCUUAGUAUGCAAGUGAUGUUGGCGGGUUUGAUGCCCUCUCAAGAGAAUAUCAGGAGAUAGAUGCUCCAUUUAUGUCGUCAUAUCUUUCGUUCCAAGCAUCCCGAUGUCUUCAUAUGUAAUGAU